GGAUAUAAAGACGAGUCGGCCAAGACAGGUUCACGCUGCUUCUUAUCGUUUGUUUAAUACUUCUUCUGCGCAUCCGAAGCGAACUCGAAGAACUCGAAUAGAACAAGCACAAAUGUCUGGACGACCUCCUGCGCCAUCCGUUCCUGAAGGAUGGCUCGCGAAAUUUGACGAUCGCUACAACACAUACUACUACGUCGACACCGCCACCGGCAAAUCCCAAUGGGAGAAACCCGCCGGCGCAAUGGGCGGCGAUGCUCCUCCACCCUACGCCGCCAACAACACUGAUCCCAAAGCAAUGCCCCAGCAAGCAGGCUACGCCGGCGGCUACCCUCAGCAGCAGAUGUACCCCCAGCAAGGCGGCUACCCUCAGCAGCAGCCCUACUACCCCCAGCAGCCCUACUACCCUCAGCAAGGAGGCUACUACCCCCAGCAGCCCUACUAUCCCCAGCAGCAGCCCGUGUACGUGCAGCAGCAGCAGGACUCGCGGCGCAAGGGAGGAAUGGGCAUGGGCACCGGACUCGCCAUGGGCGCGGCCGGCGGUCUGCUCGGCGGUAUGCUGAUCAGCGACAUGAUGACGCCGGAUUACAUGCCUCCUCCCGGCGGCGACUUUGGAGGUGGUGGUGACUUUGGCGGCGGUGAUUUUGGCGGUGGUUUCUAAUUGCUCAGAUUAUGAGUAUGAAGAAGUUUUGGGGUGCCGUGACGAUUAUAAUACUCUUUUUUCUUUGUCUGCGUUUUUUGGUUCAUAAUAGUGGCGUUUGCUUUCGUUUCCUAUCAGUCUUGUCCUGAUCCGUUGUUUUGUAUUUGUGGCAUUGAUCACGGUAGUUUAAUUGCAAUAAUUCAAUCUCAUUUCACACAUAU
Myxozyma melibiosi is the source of this 858-nucleotide messenger RNA. RefSeq lists its product as uncharacterized. Lineage: Eukaryota; Fungi; Ascomycota; Lipomycetes; Lipomycetales; Lipomycetaceae. The record is from RefSeq and is a predicted model, not a curated record. Gene Ontology annotation, molecular function: protein binding. The transcript has 3 exons. The coding region runs from base 113 to 658 and encodes 181 amino acids.